CGAGACGUGUUGCGCGACGGCGAGCAGCGUCGGUCGACGAUGCUCCUUCGCUUUGGCCCCCGUCUCGCUCGCCUUCGUCCUACUCGCCCACGUCCGCUAUCACGCUAUAGUACCGCGAAUCAUGAUUCCGUCCAGAAGUACGACCAGUCGCCGAUCCUGAAGUAUGUCAAGAGCAAAGUCGAUGAGCGGGCCAAGCUACUCGGCGAGGUAUCCGAAGACUGGUCACGCCCAGAAGACGUAGCACUGGUAAAGCGUAUCAAGGAGUUGGAAACCUUGGACGAGGCAUGGCAGCAGUGGUCGCGCGCAAGACAAUCACUACAAGAAACUGCGCCUCUUCUAAACGACGCUGACCCGUCCAUGCGUGCGCUUGCCAUGGAGGAACAUGCAUCCCUCACCGAACAACUAUCGACUCUCCUCGAUGAGACCCUCCCAACUCUCGUCGUCCCACCCAGCACAACGGCAGGUAUGUCAGCCUUGAUAGAGUUCAAGUCCGGCGUCGGCGGUCAGGAGUCAUCGCUGUUCUUGGUCGACCUUCUGCGAGCAUACGAGCGCGCUGCCCAGGAGUACGGCUGGAAGACUGCAGUCAUGGACAGCAAUUCGCUCGACCAAGGUGGCAUGAGAGACGCUAUUUUGGAGGUGCAGGGCGAGCGUGCAUACGACCUCAUGCGAUGGGAGAGCGGCGUGCACCGCGUCCAGCGCGUUCCGUCGACGGAAACCAGUGGUCGCAUUCACACAAGUACAGUCACAGUCAUUGUUCUACCCCUUUCGGAGGACCAUGGACAGCAGGAAACAAGCGAUCUGUUCACUGCGGACGAGAUCAAGAUCGAGGUGAUGCGUGCCCGGGGUGCGGGUGGUCAGCACGUCAACAAAACAGAAUCGGCGGUACGACUCACUCAUAUACCGACUGGCAUCACCGUGUCUAUGCAAGACGAACGGAGCCAGCACCAAAAUCGUAGACGUGCAUUUCAAGUACUUCGCGCGCGGCUCAUGGAUCGCAAGAUAACACAAGACGUCAUCGACCGCCGCGACGCCCGACGAAGUCUGGUCUCGAGCGCGGACCGCGGCGACAAGAUCAGAACAUAUAACUAUCCUCAGGACCGGGUAACUGAUCAUAGGAUCGGUAUGUCCGUGAUGAAUCUGCCUGCGGUCAUGGAAGGCGGAGGAUUGCGGGACUUCUUUGAGGCGCUAGAGCAGAGACACCACCAUGAUCGUCUAGAAGAUAUCCUUGCUAAUUGACUGGUUUUGGUGACUGA
Molecule: messenger RNA, 1253 nt
Organism: Rhodofomes roseus
Lineage: Eukaryota; Fungi; Basidiomycota; Agaricomycetes; Polyporales; Fomitopsidaceae
Product: peptide chain release factor 1
Exons: 7
Biological process (GO): translational termination
Molecular function (GO): translation release factor activity
Source: RefSeq, a predicted model, not a curated record